Molecule: messenger RNA, 6545 nt
Organism: Salmo salar (Atlantic salmon)
Lineage: Eukaryota; Metazoa; Chordata; Actinopteri; Salmoniformes; Salmonidae
Product: short transient receptor potential channel 4-associated protein
Biological process (GO): ubiquitin-dependent protein catabolic process
Cellular component (GO): Cul4A-RING E3 ubiquitin ligase complex
Molecular function (GO): phosphatase binding
Source: RefSeq, a predicted model, not a curated record
GCUUAUUUAGCCACAAAGUCACAAACACCGCCCCAUUUCUACAAUUGAUCUUCUUAAAACCUAACCGCUAACCUUGAAUUAACACAAAACAAAUUGGAGCCAAUGUUGACCUUGUGACUGUGGAAUCUGAUGAGAUCUAGGUAGCUAAAUCUUCCUGCUUGGAACAGUUCAGGGAUAACAAAUAAUGGCGACGCUUCUGGGGUCUGAGUCCCCUUGGACUGGCGGAAAACGAAGUGUUCGUAAUGGAAAUAUUAUUGCAAAGAUCAGACAUAGUCAGAUCGUUGGCCGGGGUUUCAGCCGAGGGACACAGCUCCCAGAGGCUCUUCUCCAGGAUAGGGAUAAGCAGGCCAAAUGGCACAGUAUCCCCGAGCUGCUGCAGAAGCUCCAUGAAAGCAGCCAUCCCAACAGUGACCUCUCCCACACACACAGUGUACUAAAGGAACUAUCAUCCCUACUUUCCAUGGAGGCGAUGUCUUUUGUCACAGAAGACAGGAAGAGUGCUCAGGAAUCAACCUUUCCCAUCACAUACACCUUUGACCUCUUUGGUGGAGUCGAUCUGCUUGUAGAGAUCUUGAUGAGGCCUACACUCACUAUGCAAAAGAAGAAACCUAAAAUGAAUGAUGACUUGGUCAAUGACUGCCUUAGUGUUCUUUACAACUGCUGCAUAUGUACGGAAGGGGUAACAAAGAGCCUUGCAGCCAGAGACGACUUUGUCCUGUUUCUCUUUACCUUGAUGACGAACAAGAAGACUUUUCUACAGACUGCCACUUUAAUCGAGGAUAUUCUCGGAGUCAAGAAGGCGAUGAUCCAGUUGGAAGGGGUUGCUAACCUGUCUGGUCUGGUCCAGAGCUUUGACCAGCAGCAGCUGGCUAACUUCUGCCGCAUCCUCUCUGUCACAGUCUCAGAACCCGACGUGGGGAAUGAUGACAAACACACCCUGCUGGCCAAGAACGCCCAGCAGAAACAAGACUCUAGCCUCUCGCGUGCAGAGGUCAACCAAGUGACCCUCCUAAACAUCCCGGGCUUCAUCGAGCGCCUGUGUAAGCUGGCCACUAGAAAGGUGUCUGAGGCCACGGGGGCGUCUAACUUCCUGCAGGAGCUGGAGGACUGGUACACGUGGCUGGACAAUGCCUUGGUGCUGGACGCCCUCAUGCAGAUGGCCACGGAGGAGGCUGAGCACACCAGCACAGAGUCAUCAAACGAGAGUUCGUUGGCCACCAGUACUCUCAGGCACCGUUUGCCCCAGUCCAUGAAGAUUGUCCACGAGAUCAUGUACAAGGUGGAGGUGCUGUACGUGCUCUGUGUGCUGCUAAUGGGUAGUCAUAGGAACCAGGUACACAAGAUGCUAGCAGAGUUCCGUCUGAUCCCAGGUCUCAACAACUUGUUUGACAAGCUAAUCUGGAGGAAGUACACCUCAUCCAAUCAUGUGGUGCAUGGCCAGAAUGAGAACUGUGAUUGCAGUCCGGAAAUAUCCUUCAAGAUCCAGUUUCUGAGGCUUAUCCAGAGCUUCAGCGACCACCAUGAGAACAAGUAUCUGCUUCUAAACAGUCAGGAGCUGAACGAGCUGAGUGCCAUCUCUCUGAAGGCCAACAUACCGGAGGUGGAGGCCUUAGUCAAUACAGACAGGAGUCUAGUGUGUGAUGGGAAGAAAGGUCUCCUCACUCGUCUCCUCACUGUCAUGAAGAAGGAGCCUCCAGACUCCUCCUUCAGGUUCUGGCAGGCCAGGGCAGUGGAGAGUUUCCUCCGUGGAGUCACCUCCUAUGCAGACCAGAUGUUUCUGCUGAAGAGGGGGCUGCUAGAAAACAUGCUGUUCUGCAUCAUAGACAGUGGCUGUAAGUCCAAAGAUGUCCUGCAGAGCUACUUUGACCUCCUGGGGGAACUCAUGAAGUUCAACAUCGACGCCUUCAAGAGGUUCAACAUGUACGUCAGCACAGAUAACAAGGUGAAGUUCCAGACCUUCAUGACCCAGAUCAACAGUUCCCUGGUAGACUCCAACAUGCUGGUGCGCUGCAUCAUUCUCUCCCUGGACCGCUUCGAGACCCAGACAGAGGACAGCAAAGUGGUGGAGGUGCUGUCUGAAUGCUGUCUGCUGUCCUACUUGGCCCGGGUGGAGAACAGACUAUCUUUCCUCUUCAGGCUGGUCAACAUCAUCAACGUGCAGACUCUCACACAGGAGAAUGUGAGCUGUCUGAACACCAGCCUAGUGGUCCUGAUGCUGGCCAGGAGGAGGGGCAAGCUGCCCUUCUAUCUCAAGGCCCUGAGAGAGAAGGAGCAUGCAGAGAAGUACCCCGGCUGCCUGCUCAACAACUUCCACAACCUGCUGCGCUUCUGGCAGCGCCACUACCUCAACAGGGACAAGGACAGCACCUGUCUGGAGAACAGCUCCUGCAUCCCCUUCAGCUACUGGAAUGAGACUGUGUCAGUGCUGCUGGGCUCAGACAGGACAUCUCUGUGUGCCAUAGCCAGCUACAUAGAUGAGCCCUUCAUGGACCUGGACAGGGACCUGCUAGAGUGUUAACCCUAGGAGAGUUUGGGCUGGGCUUGUGGGGGGUUGCUGGGGUAUGGACACCUAUCAUGGUUGAUGACCCCGCCAAAGAGCAUAGUCAGAUCAAGGGUCACCUAGCGACCUGGAAGUGCUAUGUGACUGCGGCAGGACACCAACUUGCUGCUAUGCUGUCUGUAACUUGGCCAGGGGGCCAUUACUGAAGACGAGAGGGAUGAUUCUACGAUGCUGGGCAUCUUCACUCCUCGCUCCUUUUCUCUUUGUAGGAGAAAAAGAGAGACUGCACCUGUCUGUCUGUCCCAGACCCCACAGUAAAGAAAUAUACAUUUAUUGGACCUUGAAAUACUCCUUUGUUGGUGGUUUGCUUUAGGUGAAAUCAAAUGAAACCUUUUAUAUAUUAUAUAAAUAUAUGGAAAAAUCUAUUUGUACGAUGCAACAAAAUAGAUAUAUACAGUACCAGUCAGAAGUUUGGACACACCUACUCAUUCAAGGGUUUUUCUUUAUUUCUACUAUUUUCUACAUUGUAGAAUAAUAGUGAAGACAUCAAAACUAUGAAAUAACACAUAUGGAAUCAUGUAGUAACCAAAAAAGUGUUAAACAAAUCAAAAUAUAUUUUAGAUUCUUCAAAGUAGCCACCUUUUGCCUUGAUGACAGCUUUGCACACUAUUGGCAUUCUCUCAAUCAGCUUCACCUGGAAUGCUUUUCCAACAGUAUUGAAGGAGUUCCCACAUAUGCUGAGCACUUGUUGGCUGCUUUUCCUUCACUCUGCAGUCCAACUCAUCCCAAACCAUCAAAAUUGGUUUUAAGUUGGGUGAUUGUGAAGGUCAGGUCAUCUGAUGCAGUACUCCAUCACUCUCUUUCUUGGUCAAAUAGCCCUUACACCGCCUGGAGGUGUUCGUUCAUUGUUCGGUUGAAAAACAAAUGAUAGUCCCACUAAGCGCAAACCAGAUGGGGUGGCGUAUCGCUGCAGAAUGCUAUGGUAUCCAUGCUGGUUAAGUGUGCCUUGAAUUCUAAAUAAAUAACUGGCCGUGUCACCAGCAAAGCACCAUCACACCACCUCCUCCAUGCUUCACAGUGGGAACCACACAUGCGGAGAUCAUCCGUUCACCUACUCUGCGUCUCACAAAGGCACGCGGUUGGAACCAAAAAUGUCAAAUUUGGACUCAGACCAAAGGACAGAUUUCUACCGUUCUAAGGUCAAUGUCAGCAUUUGUUAAUUGAAAUGCAUUCCAGGUGACUCCCUCAUGAAGCUGGUUGAGAAAAUGGCAAGAAUGUGCAAAGCUGUCAUCAAGGCAAAGGGUGGCUACUUUGAAGAAUCUCACAUAUAAAGUAUUUUGAUAACUCUUUUUUUUGGAUACUACAUGAUUCCAUGUGUGUUUUUCAUAGUUUUGAUGUCUUUCUUCACUAUUAUUCAACAGUGUAGAAAAUAUUAAAAAUAAAAACCCUUGGACACACCUACUCAUACACACAGUACCAGUCAAUAGUUUGUGUGUGUGUAUAGUGUUGGUUUCAUGAGCUGAAAUAAAAGAUCCCAGCAAUUUUCCAUAUGCACAAAAAGCUUAUUUCUCCAAUUUUAUGCACAAAUUUGUUUACAUCCCUGUUAGUGAGCAUUUCUCCUUUGCCAAGAUAAUCCAUCCACCUGACAGGUGUGGCAUAUCAAGAAGCUGAUUUAAACAGCAUAAUCAUUUCACAGGUGCACCUUGUGCUGGGGACAAUAAAAGGCCACUUAAAUGUGGAGUUUUGUCACACAACACAAUGCUACAGAAGGCUGCUCAUCAUGAUUGGAUGCAGAGGUGGCAUCAGUCUUGUCCAGUGGUCUUUGAAUUAACAGCAUCUUCACUGAUCUGUAUGGAUGUUGGUCUGUCUCUUUUAGGAUGAUUCUAGUUGACCAGUGCUUGUGGCUUUACUCAGCCCGUCCAGGUAGCUUGUGGAUCUGUUGAUGGUUCAUAAUCUGUGGGGCCAUGUGAUGGGUGAGAUGGGGCUUUGGACAGAAGUACCACUCCAAAGAUGCCACCAACCCAUUCAUGACUUCACCCAGUGAAGAGAGAACGUUUUCCUUUUUGUUUUUCAGACAUUAUUUUUGUUUGCGUCUUAAGAGAAUUUCUUUCAGUUCUAAAUAAAUUGUAGAUAAAACAUUUACUGUUGGAAUUGUGUGCAUUGUAUUUUAACACAUAUUUUGAUAAAAUACAUUUUCAUUUUGUACUUUACUUUGUAUCCAUCAAGUGAAGGGUGGUUUUAUAGAAUAAUAAACUAUGCAGGUUCUCGUGUUCAAACCCACUCUCUGUCCCAGACACUUCUCACAACGGUUUCAUUUGACAUUUUAGUAAUUUAUCAGACGCUCUUAUCCAGAGAGACUUACAGGAACAAUUAGGGUUAAGUGCCUUGCUCAAGGACACAUCUACAGAUAUUUCACCUGGUUGGCUCGAACCAGCGACCGUUCGGUUACUGGCCCAACGAUAUUAACCGCUAUGCAACCUGCCGCCCUAAGGUUUCUUAAACCCUCUUAGCAUGAAUGGCCUUCAACCAAACAGCCACUCUGUGCUGCAUCACUUGAAUGUUCAUCCCCCAGUUGACCACUUAACUCUUGACUUCUCUUCUCUCACCACGAGCCUAGACUGACAAUCUACAUUCGUCUUUGUGUGAUGGUUCUGUGCUUGGUUUCACCUCUGUGAUUGGCUAUGGGGGAAUGGGUGUGGUCAUGUUGCUAUGGCUAGAAUGUGCUGAUGUCGUGGAAAUGGAUUCUGAGCUGAGUAAGCAUUUUUCAUCUCCAACAAAAGAACGAGAAUCCAAGAAAAUGACUAAUGAUUGAGCUACGGCAUUUUUCAACCCAGCACCAUAUGGAUGGAACCACUUUGUCACUCAGUGUGUGUGUCGAAGUGGAACUAAUCCUGUUCAAAUGUUUUUCUUAAACCUUUUUGUAUGUUCACUUGAAUGUAUAAAAGCAAUCCGUUCAUAAUGUGGUUUGCCCUGAUAAACAGUUGGUAGUGAUACAUGACAAAGUGGUUUACUAUGACUUGUGUUUUCACAGCGUUUGACUUCUUUACCUUCCUAUACUUCACCACUACUUCAUGUGGAUUGACUUGUGUUGAUGUAAAUCAUGGAUGGAGCCUGUAAUGUUCAUAAAAGUUAUAUUGGUUCAGCACCAUUUACAUCCUGUGUGUCCAGUUCUCUCUGCUUCUAGUGUUUGGAAUAGAACUCUUACCGUGAGAACACCAUGCAUGUUCCACGCUCUGCCAAGAGACAUGAUUGCCUGUGGAAGCCCAUAUUGUCAGUUUUCUUAUAUGGCAUCUGGUUCAGAGUAGAUUACCUACUUUAAAAAUAUGGUCUUAAUGAAUUGCUAGAUAUAACUUUGAAAAUCAAAUGCACAGUACUGUAUUUGUAAUACUAUCCCUGCUUAACAGCCACACAGAUGUAUUGUUGAAACAUUGUACAUAGUCACUUUUGUGCAGAUUUGCUUCACGCUAAGAAAGCAGGCUUCAUACUCUACAUCCAAUACAUGUUGAGAAACAGUUGGUCUUUUUUGAUUAAAUAGCUAAUUGGUGCUUAAUUAUUUCAAUUUCAUUGUACUUCCUUUACAUUAGGUACAUUUUAUGUAAAUCUUUGUCUUUUGGCAUAUAUGCCAAGUUGGUUUCCUUUGACUGUGUGGUAUAACUGAGUGACUGCGUUAAAAAGCAUGAUUGUGUGUGUACCUAGAGAAAUUUGUUCAGCAAACCUUCAUUUAGACUUCAACAUGUUUCUGAAACAUGAUCAAAUCAUUUUUGUAUGUGUAGCUUUUGCUUUGACAUUGGGGUGGUGAUCAUAUGAACACUUGUUUGUAAUUCAUCAAUAUCACACUGGAGCCAUCUGUACCUAGGAAGUGUUUAGUGUGCAUUGGACUUAACUUAUACAUACGACUCAAUCCUGACGUGAAGUCCAUCUUCCCCUAGGAUUCCAUUUCCACCCUUUUUGUUCAUCUAAUGUUGAACUUCAUUUAUUUAUUUAACAGUCUUUGUGAAAAUAAUAUAAGGAAAAGCAUAUUAAAUUCUCACAACUUUCUCUCGAA